Messenger RNA from Rotaria sordida, 654 nucleotides. The record is from the annotation of a GenBank genome assembly. NCBI's taxonomy places the organism in Eukaryota, Metazoa, Rotifera, Eurotatoria, Philodinida, Philodinidae.
AUGUUCAACGGUAUGAUUGUUAUUGCAAUUGCAUUAUUUAUCCAAUUACAUAAUGUAUAUGCUCAAAAUGCAUGUACAGCAGUAGCAUUAGCAGCUUGUGGUCAACGUCCAUGUAUUCAAACGGGUACUGAGUAUUCAUGCCUUUGUUCAAACAUGCAAUUGGCACAAAGUGCAGCACAAUGUAACAUCAUUAAUCCUAUUGUAACACAACCUCCAAUUGUUUUUCCGAAUCAAUGUGGAAAUGCUGUAUGUCCUCCUGGUGCUACAUGUAUACCAACAAAUCAAAAUCCACCACUUUAUGUUUGCGUUUGUGCAAAUAAUGUUAUUGCUAAUCCUACUUGCCCAACAACUCUACCGAAUAAUCCAUGUCUAUUAAAUCCAUGUAUAAAUGGCGGUACUUGUGUUGUUAAUCAACUUACACUUCAAGCUGUUUGUGUCUGUCCACAAAAUACUUAUGGUCGAAAUUGUGCGACUUAUUAUCCUUCAGUGGGUCAUCAUAAUAAUUGGUGUUAUAAUGGCGGUCGACAUAUUAAUGCAUAUGGUCAACCAUAUUGUACGUGUCCAUAUCAUUAUCGUGGUCGUCGUUGUGAACUACAAUAUAGUCCUUAUAACUAUGUCUACUUAUAUCAGUAUCCUCAACAAUAUGGUAAAUAA